Molecule: messenger RNA, 1751 nt
Organism: Austrofundulus limnaeus
Lineage: Eukaryota; Metazoa; Chordata; Actinopteri; Cyprinodontiformes; Rivulidae
Gene: dnaja
Product: DnaJ heat shock protein family (Hsp40) member A
Exons: 8
Coding region: 121-1308 (395 amino acids)
Biological process (GO): response to heat; protein folding
Molecular function (GO): Hsp70 protein binding; ATP binding
Source: RefSeq, a predicted model, not a curated record
AGCCCUCGAGAAAGUUCUGUGGCAGCGGCGCUGUUAUAAAACGAGCCGCACGGCUCCUGCCCGCCCUCACACAGAGUUUCCUCGCCAAGGUUGUAUCUCCGAAGAAAAAACUUCGACAAAAUGGUUCACGAAACCGGCUUCUAUGAUCUCCUGGGUGUCCGUCCGGAAGCGUCGAUGGACGAGAUUAAAAAAGCCUACAGAAAACUGGCACUUAAAUACCACCCCGACAAGAACCCUAACGAAGGAGAAAAGUUUAAGCUAAUCUCCCAAGCAUAUGAAGUCCUCUCGGAUCCAAAGAAAAGGGACUUGUAUGACCAGGGAGGGGAGCAAGCYAUCAAAGAGGGAGGCAUGAACUCGGGAUCAUCUCCGAUGGACAUAUUUGACAUGUUCUUUGGAGGUGGAGGGCGGAUGCAGAGAGAGAGAAGAGGGAAGAACGUUGUUCACCAGCUUGGUGUCACGCUGGAGGAAAUGUACAAUGGUUCGACAAGGAAGCUUGGACUUCAGAAGAAUGUCAUCUGUGAGAAAUGUGAUGGUUACGGUGGGAAAAAGGGCGCCUUGGAGAAGUGCUCAGCCUGCAAAGGAAGAGGAGUACAAAUCAGAGUGCARCAACUUGGACCGGGCAUGAUUCAGCAGAUCCAGUCUAUGUGUUCCGACUGCCAGGGGCAGGGUGAAAAAUUCAGCGCCAAGGAUCGCUGCAAGAACUGCAACGGACUCAAAGUAGAACGCAAGAAGAAAAUCCUCGAGGUUCACAUAGACAAAGGUAUGAAAGACGGCCAGAAAAUUGUGUUUCAUGGAGAAGGCGACCAGGAACCUGGAUUGGAGCCUGGGGACGUCAUAAUUGUCCUGGAUCARAAGGAACAUCCGGUUUUCCAGAGACGAGACAGCGACCUGAUCAUGAAGAUGGACAUCAAACUUGUAGAGGCCUUGUGUGGUUUCAGUAAGGCCAUUCAGACGUUGGACAACAGAACGCUCCUCAUCAGCACAAGGCCAGGUGAAGUCAUCAAGCACAACGACAUCAAGUGUGUCCAGAACGAAGGCAUGCCCCUGCACAGGGAUCCUUAUGAAAAGGGACAGCUAAUCAUUCAGUUCCAGGUGGAGUUCCCAGAGAAACACUGGCUCCCCGAGCAUCUCAUGUUCCAGCUGGAACGACUGCUUCCCCCCAGAGAGGAGGUGAUGAUGAGUGACGACAUGGAGGAGGUGGACCUCUGUGAGGUGGACCUCAACUCCCAGCAGAAACACCACAGCAGGGARGUGUACGAGGAAGACGAUGAUGGUCCUAGAGGGGGGGUGCAAUGUCAGACGCAUUGAGUGUAGCCGAGGUACAAACUUCUCUGUAAACAGUGAGGUUUUUUUUUUUUCCACAGCCUUUUGAAGAUUUGACCAGUGAUGUAAAGUCUCAACUUUUACACUUAUARUUGAAAAUUUCCCUGUUUUUAUUGUUAACCUUGACACAAACAUGCACACUGUGUGCUCCUAAUGUAAAGCUGUAUUUUUGUGUUGUGUGUUUCAAAUCUUUCACCUUCUGUACAUACUUUCUUUGACGACACAAAUGUUUUUUUGUUCAAAAGCCAAACGGACGAUUUUUCUAUACUUUCUGUGAAGGUACUUUGUGACAAAUGUAUUAAAUCCGUCAAAGUAAAACUUCUGUAUUUUUGUUUUAUCUCUUAAAAGUCUGUAAACAUUUUGCAUAAAGAUUGACUCUGGACAAAGAAGCAAAACCAGCAAUUUCUAAUAAACACUGUUUAAAAAAA